Molecule: messenger RNA, 1521 nt
Organism: Saccoglossus kowalevskii
Lineage: Eukaryota; Metazoa; Hemichordata; Enteropneusta; Harrimaniidae
Product: peroxisomal acyl-coenzyme A oxidase 1-like
Biological process (GO): fatty acid beta-oxidation using acyl-CoA oxidase; lipid homeostasis
Cellular component (GO): peroxisome
Molecular function (GO): acyl-CoA oxidase activity; FAD binding; fatty acid binding
Source: RefSeq, a predicted model, not a curated record
AUGGGUACUUUCAUCCGAGGCCUGGAAACAACUGCAACUUACGAUCCUACAACCGAAGAAUUUGUUCUCCAUACUCCUACAUUAUCAGCAUUGAAAUGGUGGCCUGGAAACUUGGGAAAAACUGUAACACAUGCUGUUGUCUUGGCACAGUUAUACACCAGAGGAAAAUGUUAUGGACUACAUCCAUUUAUUGUUCAAUUACGGAGUCUGGAAAAUCAUGAACCGCUACCAGGUAUAACACUUGGUGAUAUUGGACCAAAGCUUGGUUAUCAGAGCAAUGAUAAUGGUUUCCUGGGAUUUGAUCAUGUCAGAAUUCCAAGAAGGGGUAUGCUGAUGAAACACUCUCAGGUUUCACCUGAUGGAUCGUAUACUAAGCCAUUACAACAAAAACUUGCAUAUGGUACUAUGGUAUUUGUCAGGGUUAAUUUAGUGAUGCUUUCUAGUUAUUAUCUUUCACAAGCUGUCACCAUUGCUGUAAGAUACAGCGCCGUAAGAAGACAAACUGAACAGAUACCUGGUGGAAAAGAACCCCAGAUUUUAGACUAUCGUUCUCAACAGUUGAAGCUGUUUCCAUAUUUGGCUGCAGCAUAUGCAUUUACCUUCACUGGAUGGAGUACUAGGUAUCGGUAUAUGGAAGUCCAAAUGGAAAUGAAUGAUGGCAAUAUGGAAGCGCUUCCUGAGUUACAUGCUCUUUCAGCUGGUUUGAAAGCUUUCACAUCAUAUGUUGCGAAUGAAGGAAUUGAAGUUUGUCGCUUGUCAUGUGGUGGACAUGGGUAUUCACAAGCAAGUGGAUUCCCUGAGCUGUACGGCUUAGCAACACCACUAGUUACAUACGAAGGAGAGAAUACAGUUAUGUUGCUGCAAACUGCUCGAUACUUAAUGAAAUGUGCUGCUACUGCAAAACGUGGUGGCGGGCUUCCAGGAUUUGUUUUGUAUCUGAACCAACGUCAGAAAGGUCAAUGCCCUGCUAGAAGUGAAAGUGACUUAUUGGAUCAUGGCUUACUGUCUGAUGCCUUUGAACACAGAGCUCGCAGAACAGUAAUGGAUGCUGCACAGCAGAUAGAUUCUGAGGUUGCUAAGGGCAACCCACAACAUGUAGCAUGGAACAAUUGCCAUAUUUAUCUAUUGAAAGCUGCAAGUGCACACUGUCAUUUUUAUGUGGUGCAGACGUUUGUGAAAUAUAUAAACGAUACUGAGAUGUCGGAUGCUGUACGCGAUGUUUUGACGUCACUGUGUCAGUUUUAUGCCUUGCAUGGUAUUUGGCAAAAUGCUGGUGAUUUCUUGCAGGAUGGUUAUAUGAAUGGCAAGCAGCUGGACAUGGUGCAAUCUCUUGUGGGGAAACUCUUAGACAAAAUCCGUAUCAAUGCUGUAGCUUUAGUUGAUGCCUUCGAUUUCCGUGAUGAGCUAUUGUGCUCUAAGCUUGGUAAAUAUGAUGGUAAUGUCUAUGAAGCUAUGUACGUGCAUGACUCCUAUUAUAAAUAUCUUCGUCCAAUGAUGCAAUCUAGCAAGGCUAAGUUGUAA